AAAUCCUGAGACUUAUGUUUCUCGUGUAGCAUGCAGAUUCUCUCAGUUCUCGCGCUCCUUCAAUUUGUGCCUUUCGUUCUCUGUUUAACUUUGGAUGAUUUAUUUCCGUUUGGAAGCGAGAAUGGAGACACUACCAUGGACAAGAAUGACGAUGGGAGCACUUCAGAUAUUGUUAUCUCCACUUUAUUCCCAUUCUUUAAUCACCAACACUCCAAACUAAUAGUCAAUACAAACGGGGUGAUUUCAUUCUUACAAAGGAUAUCGAUAUUCACACCCGACCCUUUUCCUGUUGAAAAUAACGCAAGGAUGAUCGCUCCGUUCUGGGCUGAUGUGGACACAACGAGAGGAGGAACAGUUUGGUACAGAGAGACAACAGACGAUGACCUACUGAACAGGGCCAGCGAGGAGGUCCGGACGUAUUUUCCACAGUUUUACAGAUUCAAGGCAUCGUGGUUAUUUGUGGCCACUUGGGAUCGUGUUUCAUUUUACGGUUGUACGUUGUCGUCUUGUUCGAAGACAAACACAUUUCAAGUCCUUUUGAUAACGAAUGGGCAGCACUCGUUCACCAUAUAUAAUUACGAAGACAUACAAUGGACAACUGGAACAUCAAGUGGUGGCGAUUCUAAUACUGGUUUAGGGGGAACUCCCGCUCAGGUUGGAUUUAAUGCUGGAGAUGGCAUUGUAUUUUUCACGGUAAAUGCGUCACGAACUCUCGAAAUCAUUGAUGUGAUAAAAAUGUCGAAUAUUGAUAUACCGGGAAAAUUUGCGUUCCGGAUAGACGCCAGUGACAUCACAGAUGGAGGCUGUAACACUGAAGGAGAUCUGACCGUUACUCCACGAUAUGGUCCAAUGUUAGGAGGCCAGUAUUUGGUACUCGGGGGACCAUGUAUUGAAGCCACCGCAACAGUAAAAGUUAACUUUGAAGGGUUAACACAAAAAUACACUUGUGAAAGAAAAACUGAAUUCAGUGUGGUCUGUAUCACGCCUUUAUUCAGUAACACUGGUGAUGUUCCCAUAAAAGUAGAAAUUGAACACCGGGGAAUUACGAGAACAUUUGGAGGUCUCUACACGGUUUUAAAUCCAGCUGACAGUAAACAUCGAGUCUACAGACAUGAAUCUGAUGAGUGGUUCACAGGACAACAGUACAUCUCGUGGGACCCGGAUGCUGCAGAACUGCAGGACAAUGAUACUGUUGAUAUCCAUCUAUUUUCAUUAGCAGAAGGAAGUGAUUUACAAUUAUCAUGGAACAGUGAGAUUAUCCUUCGCGGAGUUCCACGUUCGUCCGGAUCAGCAGAUAUCUCACUGGAGACAAACAGCUUUGCUUUAGCCAUAAGAGUGACAUCUCCAACCAGAAAAAAUAACCAGGCCAUCAGAGGAAUUUGGUCCGACAUAUUUCCUUUAGCCUUACCAAUGAGUCAAGCUUACGAGUUCUGCAAGAAUUGGUUAAAUAGAGAGAGACAGUUACCGCCCCUGCCAGCAGAGGAAGUUCAGCCUUGUCCGUGUACUUUGGAUCAGGCGCUUUUAGAUAUUGUUCGAUUUCAACCCGAUCCAGAUUGCAAUAAGUUCAGCAAAACUUCUUCAUUUUCCCGAACGGGUAACUGUUUGUACAGAAGAGAGGCGCGCCACUGUAUUCGAUUAGUCAAUAAAGGACCUCAAGGAGUGGGCAAUUUAUGUUGUUACGACAAGGAUGAUAAUCUGAUUGAUUCUAGAGACCGACAGGGCGGAUCUCUUCAGAGAUAUCACUACAGUGGUGGAAGUGGAGUCCUACCCUACCUCGCAAAUUUCUACUUUGAUGUUCUUCCAUUCCUUCACUGUUGUCGAUAUUCUCAGAAUGUGCCCAAGGUUACAGAAAGAGAACAUUCCACUGUUACAAAUACCUGUCCCGCUUUUUUCAUCCGCAGGAAAUAUAGUUCGUGUGUGAAUUAUAAUCCCCCACGGCCCGCUCGAACAAAUGGAGAUCCUCAUAUAACUACUCUAGAUGGAUUUAGAUACACAUUCAAUGGGGUUGGAGAGUUUACGUUCGUGAAAACAUUAACGGGUUCUUUCCAAAGUCAAAUUCGGUUUGAACAAUUUCGAAAAGUUAAUGGUGACUUGGUGGAUGCAAGUGUCUGCACAUCCUUUGUGUCUCAAAGUCCAAACACUUCCGCUGUUGUUGAAGUUCGUCUUAACUCGAUCAGAACUGCAGACGUUUUAGUUAAUGGUGACGUGAUAGAUUUCGAAGAGUCCAAUGUCUAUCAAUUUCAAGGUGCAUCGGUGAUGCAAGUCAACACUGAUGUAAACAAAAAGGAGUUUAUUGUGUCUUUUACGGCCAUUGGAAUUGCAUUCAAAGCUGUUGCGAGUUUGAAUGUCCUCAACAUACUUCCAGUGAUUGGAAAUCAUUCUCUGGCUGGAACUUUACGAGGUCUCCUGGGUGAUUUUGAUGAAGACCCAAACAAUGAUCUACGAUCCCCAACUGGGGAGAUGUUGCUACCAAACUCAACUACAGAGGAAAUCUACGACAAAUUUGGAUUACCAUGGAGAAUCACAGAGAAUGUUUCUCUAUUCACGUACGGAGUUGGAAAGUCCUACAAUGACUAUCAAAAGCAUUCCUUUCGUCCGGCCUUCACACCUCCAGCAAAUGUUCCCCCGGAAGUUGCGGAAAUGUGUGGAGGUGACGAGGAAUGCGUGUUCGAUUAUGCUGUGACAGGAUCAGCGGAACUGGCAGCCGAAACUCGGCAGUUUACUGUUAUAUUCGUCACUUCGUUGGAAGCUUCGUAUCAAACAAAGAUUUGUGAAGAUCUACCCACAGUUCACGGAGGUGUUUGGAAUGCAACAAGCACGAUAGAAGGAUCCAGUGCCACGUUUUCUUGUUAUCCUGGUUACGAGAUGGAAGGAGCAAGUAAUAUCAUUACAUGUGAAAAUGGAACUUGGAGUGACUUUGGGAAUUUUUCCUGCGAUUUACCUGUUAUUGGUUUUACAUCGGACUUGAAUUCCACUACUGAAAGCACUACUGAACGCUCUCCAAAAGAAAAUAUCAAAUAUAUCAUCAUUGGCGGAGUCUUUGGUGUUCUCUGUGCCGUUUUCGUAGCAGUUUUGUAUCUACAGACAAUCUUCAAAUGAUUCAAAAGAAAGAAAAUCAGGGGGCCUUCACAAUGACGGGUCUCGACAGUAUUGCAUCUUCUCGGCGAAAUUUAGUUCCAGACAGAGUUACGACUCAUCCUUUUUAAAGUCAGAAAACUAUCAAUUUGGAAAAUUAUACAGUCAAAAUAUGUGAUAGAAAGUUGAAUAGUUUUCAUUCAGUGAAUUUGACAUGGUGUAUGAUUGCAUGCAUUUCCUCACAAAAUAUGAACGUGCAUUUCAGAAUUUAUACCAUUGUUUAUUCUUUUAAAUACAUACGUAGUGGCAUUUGUCGAGAAUUCAAAAGCUUCAAACUGGAAUAAUUUUACAAGUAUUUUUAAUUCUUCAGAAUUAUAUUUUCUUUACCAAUGGGAAAUGAACAGUUUGUUUCAACGUUUCUUCCUAACCUGCUCCAGCCUGAGAAAAAUUACCGUGCAUUUCAAAUAAACUGAUUUAAUUGUUUUUUCAUCAAUCAAAAAUUACAAGUCCUGUAUAAGGAUAGAAGAAUACUGAUAUGGUGUGCACUGUAUAUGAUAUGCACAAGGCCACAUACGGAAGCUGAAGGCAUAGAAGUAACAAUUCAUUACUUGUUAUAUCUCAUUAACGUUUAAUUCUUAUUAUAUGUACUGUUAUUGAUACACUUCUGCUUAUUUUUAUUCGAUGUUUGGAACUCCUUUAUCUCCUUGUAUCCUUAUAUAUUUGUAUCCUAUUCGAUCCAUGGGAUUGGUCGUAAAUCAUAUCGAUAUAGAAAUGGAAUAAUUGUGAUUUGCGGCAGGUAAAGAACAGUGCGUAUUUGCUUGUCAUAAAGACAAUUAUUACUCUUUUCCUCUAAAUCUCUCACCUGUAUUUUCUAUUUGACGAAAUAAUUAGAUAAGGAAUAAAAUUCAAACCUACUGCUGAAGACAAAGCAAAAUUCUUCGAAAGAAAAUUUAUAUUGAUAUAAAAUGGUUUUUGUUAUACAUUUAAUAACCGUAUAAAUCUUGUAUUUUAGUAUUUUUUGUAUUAUUCUAGUUUUGCAUGUGCAUAUGCAACCUAUUGGUGCAUAUAUUGCCUCUGUCAAUCAUACGCUUGAUCUUGUGUGUGUUUGCAUCUUGAUUGUAAAUAAAGAAUCUGAUCUGUACAAAAGGUGA
Molecule: messenger RNA, 4226 nt
Organism: Ostrea edulis (European flat oyster)
Lineage: Eukaryota; Metazoa; Mollusca; Bivalvia; Ostreida; Ostreidae
Product: protein mesh-like
Exons: 16
Coding region: 31-3099 (1022 amino acids)
Biological process (GO): cell-matrix adhesion
Source: RefSeq, a predicted model, not a curated record